AUCAAUCACUUUAUGUAGGAUUUCCGAACGUACUCUUAUAAAAGCGUAAAAGGUUAAGUGCGCCGUGAAUACAAAAUCCUAUAAAGAGAGAUGGGAGAGUUAUGAUGACUAAUGUAGAAUAUUCCCAAAGAGAUCAAUUUCGAGUUGGAUUAUUCGAUUGAUGGGCAUAUCAUUUGCUAAACAAAGUAACGUCAAAAUGAGCAAUCCUAGAAGCAACGAAUCUGAGAAGAAUGCCAAGCAAGGUCAAUCGAACAGCAGCACGAGACCGUUGUCCAUUGAAGGCCCUUCCACCUCCAAUAAUGUCUCACAACCGUUACCAAAUCAACCUAGACAGCCAACCAAUUUGCAAGGGUUGCUCAAAUAUGCCAUGGACGCGGCGCAAUCUGAGGAUACGGAAAACAAAUCGCCGAUCUAUCCUUUGGACGAAGAAAAAAAAACGUUUUUGAACGAAGCAUUGUCGUCGUUAACGGUGAACGUAAUAGAAGAAAUGCAGAAAGCUGUACAGACCUUGUCCAAUGUCGGCAAUCUACGAGCUGACGACGAUUCGUCCGAGUACGAGAAUGCGCUGGAGAGAAUGGCGGAUCUUGUCGACAAUAUCGACAUAGCCAAUGAUUUUUACAAGAUCGGGGGUUUUGCGAUAUUUCAGCCGUGCCUGAACUCGUCGCACAGUAAUAUCAGAUGGCGGAUAGCCGAUAUUAUUGCUGAAUUAGCGCAGAAUAAUCCAUUUUGUCAAGACAAGUUGCUCGAAGCCGGAGUAUUCCCUGUAUUGUUAUCCAUCAUCGAUACAGAUCCGUCGGAACAAGCGCGGAUAAAAGCUCUGUAUGCAGUAUCGUGUAUAGUCAGAGGACAUCCAGCAUCAUUAAAGUAUAUGGACACAAACGACGGUUACUCGGUACUUUUGCGAGCGAUGCAGAGCCCGGUGGAAAAGCUGCAGAUAAAAUCCGCAUUCUUACUCUCCAGCUUAUGUAGCAAGGACGACUCGAGCGAUAUAAAAUGUACCUUAGUAAAAAUGGGAUUUAUAGAACAAGCGGCAGGUUUGUUGGGUAGAAUGAAUUUGCAGUCGACAGUCAGAGAACAAUUAUUGAGAGUUCUUAAUGGUAUGGUAAAUGAUAAUUUUUUUCCGGCACUGAAGGAAUGUCGGCGUCCACAAUUGUGUUUAAGAUCCACAUUGGAGCAAUUGUUGACAGAAUUAAAACCUGUAGAAAAUCAAGAUGAGAUAGAUAUGUGUUCCGAGCUCCUGGAUAAAGUAUUUUUUGAGCCUGACACUAAUCAUGAGAGAUAGCAAACUUGUGCAUCACAAUUUUUCUCUAAAUAAAAUUAUAA
Camponotus floridanus (Florida carpenter ant) is the source of this 1323-nucleotide messenger RNA. Its product is annotated as hsp70-binding protein 1. The transcript has 5 exons. NCBI's taxonomy places the organism in Eukaryota, Metazoa, Arthropoda, Insecta, Hymenoptera, Formicidae. The coding region runs from base 161 to 1282 and encodes 373 amino acids. The record is from RefSeq and is a predicted model, not a curated record.